Molecule: messenger RNA, 3173 nt
Organism: Asparagus officinalis (garden asparagus)
Lineage: Eukaryota; Viridiplantae; Streptophyta; Magnoliopsida; Asparagales; Asparagaceae
Exons: 7
Coding region: 254-2965 (903 amino acids)
Biological process (GO): intracellular signal transduction
Source: RefSeq, a predicted model, not a curated record
UCUCUCGCCCGCCCUUCCCGCUCCCCCGUUUCCACAGUCUUCGAAGAACCAGGUACUUACCAACAUAAAAAAAAAUUAAAAGAAAGAAAGAAAAAAAAUUACGAAAAAGGACAAAAAAGAAAAAGGAAAGAAAAUCUUAUUCAAUCAAUUCGAUGACGGUAGAUCGGAGGUAUUGGGCUUCUGUUUUGUUGAAAACUGACUCUUAGAGGAAAUAAUAUUGUAAUUUCAUCAAGCUAUUACAUAUUUUGAUAUCAUGGAGAAUGAGCACACAAUUAAAAGUGACAAGGGCUCCCUCUCUGAAUUGUCAAGUCCAGAGGAUAGUCCAAGGGGAAGUGGUGUUGGGGGAAAAGAAGAAAAUAGGCUGUUAGGAGAAAUGGAGUCUCUAACUGUUGACAAGAUUAACCAUGAAAAUAGGAGCGAAACUGAACGAGAAAUUUCCGAGAGUUUAAAUGAAAUAGGUCAUUCUAAAGAGGAAGUUCUGAUUGCCGAUAAAGAGAAUAAGGAGAGUGACUCAGAAUCUGAGAAUCAGAAUGAUAUGAGUGUAGCACUAGAAACUGAGAGGAACAGUGGAUUAGAUACUGACAGUCCGAAUGAAAAGAGACGUUCCUCAGAGAAAACCCUUGUUGAAGAGAAAGAGAGCGACUCUGAGACUGAGGAGCCAAGUGAAAUCAGCCAGAAGGCUGACAAAGUUGAGGAGGAGAUUGGUUCAGACUUGGACAAAUUUAGGACAUUGAGCAAUAAUGCAAUGGAAGAGGAGAGUGAUUCAGUCACUGAAAGACUGCACAACAUGAGCCAUACUGCAACAGAAGUUCCUGUCAUAGAUAAAGAGAUUGGUUCAGACUCUGAGAAUAUGAGCAGAAAUACUCAAACUACUGAUAAAUUAGAGGACAGUGACUCAGACUACGAGGAUCCAAACAAAAGAAGUGUUGUUAGAGAGGAAGUUCAUAUCCUAGAGAAGGAGAUUGGAAAAGACUUUGAGAACGUAAACGAAGAGAGCCAGUCUCCUAUGAUAGUGAAGGAGAGAAAUUCAGACUCUAUGAGUCCAAAGGAAAAUAACCAUACUACAUCUGAAUGUAUGAACAAUGGUUCAGAUUCUAAUAAUCCGAAUGAGAAAAUACAGUCUUCUGAAGAAGUUGAGAAAGAUGGUGAUUCUGAUUCUGAGACUCUGAACAAGACGAUCACGAUGAGCACAACUACAAGGGAGGUUCUUAUUGAGGAAGAGAUUGGCUUGACCUCUGAAAACAAUGCGAGUCAGACAGAAGAAGAUGUCAUUGAGGUUAAGGAAGUUGACCCUGUUUUUGAUGGAACUGAGGCGCCUGAGGCGGGAACAGGAAGAACAUUAUCUAGUCAAUCCUUGGAUCUCUAUCCGGAUUCACCGACAAGUUCUUGGCCUGAAAAGGCUGCUGCUCUAAAAAAUCUUGUUAAAAUGAAAGGAGCAGUUGCAGUUUCAACUGUUCUUCGCCGCCUUUCCGGUGGAAAGGACGAUGGUGGAAAUCCUGAUGAGGAAGAAAAGAAUGUCAUUAUGGAGAGUUCAGUUGAAGAACCAGUUAUGAAAGGGAGGAUAAUUUUAUACACAAAGUUGGGCUGUCAGGAAUCCAGAGAGAUCAGGUCAUUUAUGCAUCAGAGGGGGCUAAAGUUCAUCGAAAUUAAUGUGGAUAUCUAUCCUAGCAGAAAGUUGGAACUUGAGAUGAAAACAGGAUCUUCUGCUAUUCCACGGGUCUACUUGAAUGACUUUGUUGUAGGGGGGUUAACUGAGCUAGAAUCCAUGGACGAGUCUGGGAAAUUUGCUGAGCAACUUAAGGCUCUUGCUCAUGAGGAACCAUCAGAUGAAGCUCCUUUGCCUCCAUUUCCCGGUGAGGAUGAUGUUUCUGCAACUGGAAAGAUAGAUGAGUUGGCCUCAAUCGUCAAAAAGAUGAAAGAAUCAAUUGUUCUUAGUGAUAGAUUUUCCAAGUUGCGAAAGUUCAACAAUUGUUUUCUUGGGUCUGAAGCUGUUGAUUUCCUGUCACGAGAUCAGGACUUGGAACGAGAAGAGGCAGUCAACCUCGGAAGAAAACUUGUGAAAGGACUAUUUUUUCGGCAAGUCUUGGAUGAAAAUAUAUUUGAAGAUGGGAACUACUUGUAUCGGUUCUUGGAGCAUGAUCCCUUAAUUUCAACUAAUUGCUACAAUAUGACGAGGGGUGUAAAUGAACUAAAACCUAAGCGUGUUACUGAAAUCGCAUCCCGAUUAAGGUUUGUGUCCUUUGCGAUCUUUGAAGCUUAUGUAAGUGAAGAUGGCAGACAUGUUGACUACAAAAGUAUUCAUGGCUGUGAGGAAUUCAGAAGGUACUUGAGAAUAAUAGAGGAGCUUCAAAGAGUGGAAUUGGAUAACAUAUCCAGAGAAGAGAAGCUUGCUUUCUUCAUAAACCUAUACAAUAUGAUGGCCAUCCAUGCGAUAUUGACGUGGGGUUAUCCCAAUAGUGCUGCUGAUAGGAAAAAGUUUCUCGGAGAGUUUAAGUAUGUGGUUGGUGGGUGCCCCUAUUCUCUUUCAGCAAUUCAAAAUGGUGUACUGAGGGGUAACCAACGGCCUCCAUACAAUAUUUCCAAGCCUUUUGGUGCAAGAGACAUGCGUUUCAAGGUGGCUCUGCCUUAUGUAGAACCUCUUAUUCACUUCGCCUUGGUAUCUGGCAAUGUAUCUGGUCCUCCACUCAGGUGCUACUCCCCUGGUAACAUUGACAUGGAACUCAUGGAGUCUGCUCGCAAUUUCCUAAGGAAUGGAGGUCUCCUUGUUGAUGCUGAGACAAAGACGGCAUCUGCAAGUAGCAUCAUUCGAUGGUACAGUGUGGAUUUUGGAAAGAACGAGGCGGAGGUAAUGAAGCAUUUAUCAAAUUACCUUGAACCAUCAAAGUCCCAGGACCUUUUGGAUUUGCUUGCAAACAAUCAGUUGCGGGUCACAUACCAGCCUUACGAUUGGGGUCCUAACUGCUAGCAUUUUCCCUUGACUGUUGUAGUUCCUAAUUUCUCUAUCUGAACUGGACAGUUAGUGAUUUUUCAGCUUACAUUAGUACCAUAAGAAUCAGGGUAAUCUAUUCUUCAUUGCGAGGAUACUUGUUUAACUUUAGGAAUUGGCUUGGUAUACAAAUGCAAAGGACCAACGACAUCAUCAGAUAUGUAUCAGAUGAGUUUCUGCUUGUUUU